AUGGCCUCUACUUCUACUCCAUACAGUUCUGCACCUGCAUUCCCAACUCUCGCCCAUUUUCUCUUGCCACAACCACAUCAUGGCCAGGUUUCUACACCAGGAACUUGGGAUCUCAAGGAUGACAUUCGUAACGCAUUCAAGAGCCCUGCACAUAGUGUCUUCCGAAAAGGAACCGUAAUUGGCUUCUCGAACCUGAGAGACCAGGCCAAGGAAAACGAUGAUAUUGAAAUUUUAGGCCAAGUUUCACGAUCAAUACUCGCAGCACAGCUUUGUAAAACAUCAGCACCGUCAAGUUUUAGUGCUAAAGCAUAUAUAAUCCACCCAGCAAAUCUUGACAUUUUCUCUCCGCAAAGGCUGCUUGAAUCUUUGUUAUCAGCAUCUCAACAGCCGCCCCUAUCGCGCAAUGAAGCAGUCUCACGUCUGGACCAUGUUCAGUUAUUCCCUGUCUUCGAUAUGGCUGCCGCUGCGCAAUCUAUAGGUGAGGUCUCAGGUGCUUUACAUAGGUAUAAAGAGGAACAGGAAUCACGACAGAAUCAUCAGGCAGAAUCCACAGGCAACAGUGACUGCAGUAUUUUCCUCCUCAUUGCCGGACUUGACACUCUCACCGAGGGAGUCGUACGCGCUUCCUCCAUAGUCAGAGGGACAGCCAUACUGUCAAAUAUACUGCGGACUUUGACACAAUUGUCACGAAUGCAUAGCCCUUAUCUAUCCGUGAUGCUUAUCAAUACUAGCGGUCUUGGGACGAUGACAUCCAACAUGCACGUUGCCCCAGGUCAAAUGCAGCAAAGGAGAAAUCCAGGGUACAAACCGCAGACUUCUCUCGAGGAUGGCCUUCAAUCUAUAUUCCACGCAAGUGAGAGGUUGUUUCCUAGUCUCCUUAUGCGAACAUUGGAGCAGGGAAUCGAUGCUCAUCUUCUAUUAUCGACUGUCAAGUCCGCACACGUGGUUGAAGUCAUCAAAGAUAGGGUAGGCAACGGUGUUGGACGAUGGUGCAUGUGGGACAAACGAAUAAAUUGA
Messenger RNA from Aspergillus pseudotamarii, 1017 nucleotides. RefSeq lists its product as uncharacterized. The coding region runs from base 1 to 1017 and encodes 338 amino acids. The record is from RefSeq and is a predicted model, not a curated record. The transcript has 2 exons. Lineage: Eukaryota; Fungi; Ascomycota; Eurotiomycetes; Eurotiales; Aspergillaceae.